This is a messenger RNA of Pseudozyma hubeiensis SY62, 516 nucleotides long. Its product is annotated as phospholipase. Bases 1 to 516 code for a protein of 171 amino acids. Lineage: Eukaryota; Fungi; Basidiomycota; Ustilaginomycetes; Ustilaginales; Ustilaginaceae. The transcript is spliced from 2 exons. The record is from RefSeq and is a predicted model, not a curated record.
AUGGGAUACUAUAUCGACGCGAGGAACCUGUGGCAUACGGUGACCAGCAUGAAGAUGCUUCCGGGUGUUCCGCACGCGCUCAACGACGACUUGGGCGUGACUGAGCGUUGGAAAGACUUUCUUCGAGAUCAGGCAAGAGGGGUUCUGGAGAACAUCCUGAUGGAUCUGCGGGUGCACACGCAGGAACUCCAUCGGCCGAACUAUUCAGUAGGCAAAAGAUUCCAAAGGUUUAUCGCGGCCGGCAACCACAUGUUUUCGGUGAUGCCUGUGGCUGAACCGGCGGAGCAGUACGUGGCGCGAAGGAUAGUCAACGCGUUCACCGAAACGUGGCAUCAGCAUUACUCGGCGGAGCGGCAGGCUGAGCUGAAUGCAGAGUUGGAAGCGCUGGCACGCGAAUUGGAAGAGGCAGAAAGCGAGGGAGAGAACGAAAGCGCCACGGGUCCAGGACAGGUGGUGCAAGCCGCAAGAUCAACGAGCUUUGGUUCUGAUGGCGAGAAGCACGCCGACCAGUCGUAA